AAAGGCUUACUACUACUACUACUACUACGAGACGUAUUCCCCUAAAAAAGGAGAAAAUUCCUCGCCGAUUUUUUCCCUUUACUCCAAGUCUUCCACACAGCAGACAAAGUCAAAUAUGAGAAACCCCACCGAUUUGUCCCAAUUGGAAACUUUUUCUUCCUAAUUUCCUCGCCGGUGACUCCCUGCUCGUUUUCUCCCAAUGCCUUUUUUGGUGAUUUUUCAUUGAAUUUCUUUCACUAUCUCUCUUCCUUGGCUGCGGAAAUUUGGUUUUGAAUAUUCAACCUACCGGUGUAGCCUGGUUUUUUCUCCCCAAUUGCUUUGAUCUGUAACCGAUAAUUUAAUUGUAAUUUGUUUGGUUUCUGGAAGAAUUUGCCAAAAUUACUUGCGAUUUUGUCGUUUGAAGAUCCGGAUUGAUGAGUAUCAGAUGGUUUGAAAUGAAAGGUGGAUAGUGAAUGAGUGAGUGAGUGUUUGUUUAGUCUUCAUUUCUAGGAGUUGCUUUGCUUCUGUGUGCUGUUGAAUUUGCUGAAAAUCUUCCAUCCUUCAAAUGGAUCUGAGUCAUGGCACAAUUCAUUAUUGUUCUGUUUCAAGGGGGGAACGUAUGCUCUAUGUGUAUAGUAAUGGUGAUCAGGAGAUUGAGAAUUUAGCUGAUUUAUGCUUGAAAAGUGCCCCUCCAUAUCACAAGUGGUAUUUUGAAACAUUGGGUAAAAAGACUUUUGGAUUUUUGAUGAAAGAAGGGUAUGUUUAUUUUGCAAUUGCUGAUGAAGUUAUUGGUAAUCAGCCUCUUCUCCAGUUUCUAGAGCAGUUGAGAGAUGAAUUCAAAAGGGUAGCAAAAAAGGGUUCACGAGGGAGUUUCUCAAGUAUGAACUCCACUAGUUUGCAAGAACAGCUAGUGCCUGUAAUUUGUAAGUUAAUCACCUCAUUGGAGAAUGUCUCCCACAAUAGUAAGGAUUGGAUGGCUGAAACCCCAUCCUCCAACAAUGGUCUGUCUCCAUCUCCGAGCAACGUGAAUGGGCAAGUGGACGUUUUGGCUUCCACGAAAGCCCCUUUGCUUGGGAAGUCAAACAAACCAGAGAAGAAAAAGGGAAAGGACCAUGUGAUAACAAUGAGAGGAAUUGAGAUGGAGGAGCAUAGAAAAUCUACGGACAGAGGUUUGAAGAUUGAUUCAGUCUCUUUGGAAUCCAGUAAUCAGGGUGGAUCAGGGUCUUCAAUUCCAGUGCAGAAAGACAGCAAUCCAUUGAGGAGAUCGAACUCUCAAAGCUACCCAAGAAGGUGGUGGCGUCAUGUGAGGAUCGCACUUGCUGUUGAUGCUGUUGUAUGUCUGAUAUUGUUUGUUAUCUGGUUGAUUGUCUGCAAUGGAGUUUCUUGUGUCCGCUGAGAGUUUUAUGUAUUUGUACAUGGAACUUGAAAGAUGAAAUAGGGGAGAUUAGAUCAAGGGAGAUAUGUUAAGUGAGGCUAACGAGUUUCUGAAGGGCCUUGAUUGAGUUCACACUUCUGAAAAUUGCAGAAUAAAAAAUGUUGUAUGUAUAUGCAGACGAAUUGUUAAUAGGUAUGAUUUUUCAUAUACUUAUUGCUAUUGUAUUUUAGGAUCUCACUUCUUCGGAUUUCUUCAACUUAAUAGUUACUUUUGUUGGUAUGUCUGUUUUGGGCUCUUAAUUGAUAAUGAUAUUUCACUUGUUAAUAA
Cucumis melo (muskmelon) is the source of this 1681-nucleotide messenger RNA. RefSeq names its product phytolongin Phyl1.1-like. The record is from RefSeq and is a predicted model, not a curated record. NCBI's taxonomy places the organism in Eukaryota, Viridiplantae, Streptophyta, Magnoliopsida, Cucurbitales, Cucurbitaceae. Bases 545 to 1375 code for a protein of 276 amino acids. Gene Ontology annotation, cellular component: membrane. The transcript is spliced from 2 exons.